AUGGCCCGCUCGGCGCUGCGUAACCCCGAGGAGGUCACCAGCAAGGCGCCGACUCCGUCCGCCAUCAGCGACACCGCCACCGUCGUCCUCUUCGACUUUGACGGCACGUUGGGCGACACCGAGACGCCCGCGAUGAUCGUCGCGUUCUGGGAGCUCGCGCCCUACUUCCCCGAAGCGUCCGUGGCGUACCUCUCCGAGGAGUGCAUGCGUACCUACGUGCGCGACAACGCGGGCAAGGCUUUCGAGUUCAUGGUUGACGUCGUCGAGGAAGAUCGCAAGAAAGCGGGGCUGCCGUCCAUCGAGGAAGUCCGCGCCGCCGGCGCCGAGGACCCGCUCGUCCUCGCGCACGUCAACGAGCAACGCGCCAAGAGCGGUCUGCCCACGAUCGAAACCACCCGGGCGCUCGGCAAAGACAUCCUGACGCUGCAAAAGGACGAAACGGUCGAGGCGCUCGCCACGCUCGCCAAGCCGUGCCCCAACGUCCCGGGCGUCCUCGCCGACCUCAAGGCGCUCGGGUACGACUUCAGCAUCGCCACCACCUCGGGCAAACCCAGGGUACCCGUCAGCGUCGUCGCGUGUCAGUACGAGGAAUACUUCCCGCCGGAGAAGAUUCACAGCGGCGAGUCCGACUUUGAACCCCCGCGGUUCAAACCGGAUCCCUCGGUGUACCUCCUCGCCGCGGAGAAGACCGCGGCGCUUCCGGCGAAUUCCGUCGCCGUCGAGGACAGCACGUCCGGGGUGGGCAGCGCGGCGAACGCGAAGAUGGGCCUGAUCGUUGGGUACGUCGGCGGGUCGCACAUCUCCGACGAGAACGAAGACGGCCACGCGGGAACGCUCAUGGCGGGUGAACGAUCGGACGACGGCAGAGGCGCCGACAUCGUGGUUCGGGACAUGCGGGACCUCGUGCCGGUCGUGGAGCACUUCAAGAGCGUGGUCGGGAGCGGGGAGAAGGAAGGUCCGGUGAAGUUUCCCAGGGCUCUGCUGGACGGACUGGUCGACAAGUACUGGGUCGACGAGGCCAGGGUGGUUGCGUAG
Messenger RNA from Micromonas commoda, 1035 nucleotides. RefSeq lists its product with no specific name. The transcript has a single exon. Gene Ontology annotation, molecular function: phosphoglycolate phosphatase activity. Gene Ontology annotation, biological process: DNA repair; dephosphorylation. The record is from RefSeq and is a predicted model, not a curated record. Bases 1 to 1035 code for a protein of 344 amino acids. NCBI's taxonomy places the organism in Eukaryota, Viridiplantae, Chlorophyta, Mamiellophyceae, Mamiellales, Mamiellaceae.